This is a messenger RNA of Nicotiana tabacum (common tobacco), 1541 nucleotides long. RefSeq names its product 3-deoxy-manno-octulosonate cytidylyltransferase, mitochondrial. Gene Ontology annotation, cellular component: cytosol. Gene Ontology annotation, molecular function: 3-deoxy-manno-octulosonate cytidylyltransferase activity. Lineage: Eukaryota; Viridiplantae; Streptophyta; Magnoliopsida; Solanales; Solanaceae. The record is from RefSeq and is a predicted model, not a curated record.
UCAGCUUUCGACUGGAAUUCAUUAGCUUCGAGGAUUAUAUAUUUUGUUUUUCCGAAAACAAACUUCAUUCACCUUUAAAAGGAUGGACCUAAAUGUUCGCACUCUCCUUAAUCGCGUAGAAAAUUGAAAUGCUUUUUGUUUCUUAAACUGACCCAUAUAAUUGGAAAUUAUAAGCAAACAAUUUUGGUGCACUUGUAUUCACCAAUCAGUAGUUUAAAGCCAUAGUAAAAAGAGAACAUUGUUGCUUUAGAUAAGAUGGAUUCGAAGAUAAUCAUGAGCUAAUUAAAAAUGAUUGCAUAAUUUUUUGUUAUUACAUCCGAGAUUUGCCAAUUUCUCCAAUUCUCCAUUCUCCGUCGUUAAUAAAAAAAUCAAAUGCCGAUAUUUAGUUCAACUUCAUCAUCUUCCUCGUCGUCAUCCUCUUCAAAAUCAUGGAUCCUUCAUGGUCUAGCUGCGGGAGCUGCAAUGGCCGCGGCUCUCGGGGCUCGAGCGUAUCUUGGCCGAUCCGGCAGGUUUCGGAGCCGGGUCAUUGGCAUUAUACCAGCCCGUUUUGCUUCCACUCGCUUCCAGGGUAAACCCCUCGCUCAUAUCUUGGGCAAGCCCAUGAUCCAGAGAACAUGGGAAAGGGCAAAACUUGCUGCUACCUUGGAUCACGUUGUUGUGGCAACAGAUGAUGAAAAGAUAGCUGCGUGCUGUCAAGGUUUUGGUGCUGAAGUAAUAAUGACUUCUGAAUCAUGUAGAAAUGGAACCGAGCGUUGUAAUGAAGCUCUUCAAAAGCUUGGAAAGAAGUAUGACAUUGUCGUAAACAUACAAGGAGAUGAACCACUUAUUGAACCUGAGAUAAUAGAUGGCAUUGUCAAAGCCCUGCAGGCUGCACCAGACGCGGUCUUUAGCACUGCUGUGACGUCUUUGAAACCUGAGGAUGCAUUUGAUCCAAAUCGUGUUAAAUGUGUGGUUGAUAAUCGUGGUUAUGCAAUCUAUUUUUCCCGGGGAUUGAUCCCUUAUAACAAGUCUGGCAAGGUUAAUCCUCAGUUUCCUUACUUGCUGCACCUUGGAAUUCAGAGCUAUGAUUCGAAGUUCCUGAAAAUAUAUCCAGAAUUGGAACCUACUCCAUUGCAACUUGAAGAAGAUCUUGAACAGUUGAAGGUCCUUGAGAAUGGAUACAAGAUGAAGGUGAUAAAAGUUGACCAUGAGACUCAUGGUGUUGACACUCCGGAAGACAUAAACAAGGUAGAGCGGUUCAUGCUGGAGAGGAACUUGUCUUAGAGCAGAGUAAGUUUAUAUUGGAUGACUUUGGUGUUGUAUAAAGCUAUAGAUGUUGAGCUUUCUGGAAGCAAUUCUUAAUUGGAAUUAGUGGACAAUUGAUGUUGCUGAAUUAUACAUGUGAAGAUGAAAGAACAAUCCUGCGAAUAGUUUAUAUUUUGGUGUUUGUGAUGUAUACUGUCUACAACCUUACCGGGGAGUGGGGACUAGUUAUUUCCGUCGAUUUGCAAGUUUAUGUGUUUCUUAUUAUUUCAAUGGGUGAAAUACUGGAAUUUGGGUUA